This is a messenger RNA of Daucus carota subsp. sativus, 2582 nucleotides long. Its product is annotated as protein kinase PVPK-1. Lineage: Eukaryota; Viridiplantae; Streptophyta; Magnoliopsida; Apiales; Apiaceae. Gene Ontology annotation, biological process: protein phosphorylation. Gene Ontology annotation, cellular component: nucleus; cytoplasm; plasma membrane. Gene Ontology annotation, molecular function: protein serine/threonine kinase activity; ATP binding. The transcript has 3 exons. The record is from RefSeq and is a predicted model, not a curated record. The coding region runs from base 365 to 2350 and encodes 661 amino acids.
UCCAUUAAUGAGGUAAAUUUGAAUCCAAGCAGUAGAAAACAUAAACUACCAUCAUUUGAGAAAACAAGAAGAAAUUACAAAGACAGGUGAAAAACCCAAUGAUGUAGAGACGGCAUUUCUGUAAUAUAUACGACUCUACUUGCACACUUUUCACACACUUAUGCUUUGCCUCUGAAUUUCUCACAACUCUCUUUUCGUUUCUUUUCAAGAUUAUUGCUCUUUUUGCUUGAAGAUUUUUUUUGUUUUCAUUUUUCUUGUUGAACUUAGAUCUCGAAAAUUCAGAAGCUAGCAAAUUAUGGUCAAACCCAAGAUUCGUUUUGCUCCAGUAGGAUUUAGCUAGGGAGUGGUUCAUCUGGAUUGACCAAUGGAGUCCCUUGUCGAGGGAGUUAAUUCUCUGCCUUCAGUGAGCUACAAGCCUUCUUCUCUCUCAGGAAAUCGACUCCCUCAUCCUUAUUCUGCAAAACACUCUCGACAUGAAAGUUCCUUAUCUGCAGCCUAUGUGACUGGUGUUGAUCAUCGGGUAAAGACAACCCAUACAUCGUCAGAGUCUAUGACUAGUUCAAAGCAAUCUUACAAGACAACCCGCAAUACAAUGCAGACGGAAAUGCUGCCUGACUUGUCGCAGCAACUAAACAGAUCAAAUAAGGGCAAGUCAGAAGUUUUGCAUUUUGAUGAAGAACUUGAUCGAAUGGAGAAAGUAAAUUUACAUAAACAGGUUUCUGCUGUAGAAGCAAUGCCUUGUAUUAAGCAAUAUAUUGAUGAUUCUGAAGAUUUUAACUCAAUAAGCUUUGCGGAAACUGCGAUUCCUGUUAUAGGAGCUAAAGGAGCCACUGGGUAUUUAAAUGACCAAGUACCUUCUCAGUCAGGCAUCAAUAAUUGCCCAAGUCCCCAAAACAGCUUCUAUUCUGCCGCACAGUUUAUAGAAGCUAAACAGAGCUUCACGAACACAGAAGUUAGUGAAUGCACCAGCAGCGUAGAGAAAUCCAUUGAAAGUGGUGAUAUUAGCGUCACUGGUGAUUUUGUUGAGAGCAGGAAGACUAGCAUCUACAGAGGUAGCACUGGCAGUGAUAUUAGUGAAGAGAGUAGCUCCAGUAGUUUUAGUAGCGCCAUGUACAAGCCCCACAAGGCCAAUGAUUCGAGAUGGGAAGCAAUUCAAGCCAUCAGGUCCCGUGAUGGGAAUUUGGGUUUACAUCACUUUAGAAUGUUUAAGAAAUUGGGCUGUGGAGAUAUAGGGAGUGUUCAACUGGCGGAGCUAAUUGGCACAAAAAGUUAUUUUGCCAUCAAAGUCAUGGAUAAAGGAAAUUUAGCCGGUCGAAAAAAGUUAUUGAGAGCUCAGACAGAAAGAGAAAUUUUGCAGUCUCUGGAUCAUCCAUUUCUUCCCACUUUGUAUUCACACUUUGAGACAGAAAACUUCUCUUUCCUGGUGAUGGAAUUCUGCCCAGGUGGAGAUUUGCAUGCACUCCGGCAAAAACAACCUGGGAAAUAUUUCUCAGAGCAUGCUGCCAGGUUUUAUGUGGCAGAGGUGCUCCUCGCUAUGGAGUACUUGCACAUGCUGGGGAUAAUAUACAGAGACCUUAAACCAGAAAAUGUACUGGUGAGGGAAGACGGGCACAUUAUGCUUUCAGAUUUUGAUCUCUCGCUUAGAUGUGCAGUGAGCCCAACCCUGGUCAGAUCCUCAAAUUCUAUCUCUGAACCUAAGAACUCUGCAUAUUGUAUCGAGCCAUCUUGUGUAAUACAGCCAUCUUGCAUCCAACCUACAUGUUUUGGACCUCGCUUUCUUGGCAAGCCAAAGAAAGAUAAAAAACAAAAAGCCAAGGGUGAAAUAUAUAAUCAAGUAAGCCUCCUUCCUGAGCUCAUUGCUGAACCCACAAGUGCUCGGUCUAUGUCUUUUGUAGGUACCCACGAGUAUCUAGCUCCUGAAAUUAUCAAAGGUGAAGGACACGGCAGUGCUGUGGAUUGGUGGACUUUUGGGAUAUUUUUGUAUGAACUCCUGUUUGGUAGGACACCUUUCAAAGGAGCAGGUAACCGAGCCACUCUGUUUAACGUGGUUGGACAGCCCCUGAAGUUCCCCGAUUCACCUAGCGUUAGUUUUGCUGCGAGAGACCUGAUCAGAGGAUUACUUGUCAAAGAGCCACAGCAUCGCCUUGCAUACAGACGCGGAGCCACUGAAAUCAAGCAGCAUCCAUUUUUCCAGAGUGUAAACUGGGCGCUUAUCCGCUGUGCGAGUCCACCAGAUGUACCAAAGCCAUAUCCAAUCGAGGUACCAAAAUCACCUAAAGUUGAGAAUGUAGCAGGUGUUGAUAUGAAGCCUUCUGGUUCUGGUAGCUAUUUAGAAAUUGAUUUCUUUUGAGUUGAGGACUAUGGUUUUAAGUCAGUUUUCUUUUCUUAUGGAUUGUCUUCUUGUAGGUCCCUUUCUUUCUUAAGCUUUUAAAGGAACACAAAUUAAUUGUUGUUUCAGUAAGAAAAUUGUAAGUGGUCCAUUUUCACUAAAAAGGAGUGGAAAUAUGAAUUUUAAACGCACAGGAAUUGUUGUUGGAAUUUGUAAUCAUUCUUGUGGAGAAUGAGGAAAUAGAUUGGUUGAA